Molecule: messenger RNA, 732 nt
Organism: Dracunculus medinensis (Guinea worm)
Lineage: Eukaryota; Metazoa; Nematoda; Chromadorea; Rhabditida; Dracunculidae
Source: the annotation of a GenBank genome assembly
UUCGCGCUUCCAUUGAGUGGUCUGGAAAUCGAACGAUUGCAGUACGAAACAGGUUUGAGUGUUAUAGGGGAUUAUAGAACGAGUGAGCAUAAUCCGAAAUGGAAAUGUACUGAUUCCGUUGCUGCAGAAAUAGGUGCUCAACUUGCACUUAAUAAAAUCGAUUAUACAAACCGUAUAUUGUCAGAAUUGUCCGAUCUUCAAAAACUUGAAGCGACAUGCAGGUUAUAUGAAGGGAAAAUAAGUACGCUAAACGAAUGCCCAAUGAAUGAUCAAGUUCAUCCAAGUGCUAUAAUAGUUUUAUUGCCUCUUAUCUGCCAUGAUCGCUACAAAAUUCUUGCAAAUAUGCGAGAAUGUUCUUCAACUAUGGAAGAGGCUAUCGGUGAAAAAUGUCAAAAAUAUUGCGCUUCUCGUUUACUCAAAGGUUUCGACGCAACAAGUCCAUAUUCUUGUGAAUUUGCAUCUUGUACUGCAAAUUGUAUUAAUGCUCAGGUAAGAGAAUGUGAUAAUUCCCGUGAAGUAAGUAAUCUGUACAAUGAGCUAGCUGGAUGGCAGUUAUUGAUGGGAAUGGAAAAUUCAUUCAAUGGCGAUUCAGAAUUAACCUAUCGUUAUUUGGCAUCAGCAGAUUUCCCAAAAUAUUGUCAUGAUAUGAUUACAAGAACAUUGAUUGCAUCAAGUGGACAAUCAACAUUCGAACAAAAAAAGACUGGGAAUACUGAAAAUGAAUCGCCUUGA